UUUUCUUGCUUUUUGCAACCGCGGGACCGCGUUUCUGCGCUUCAGAUUGCGUUUCUCCGACUCCUUUGUUUGAUAUCGUGUCGUAUCGUCGUAUUUAUGUAGUUAUUAGGAACGGCAAGGCCUACGUUGUUGCGUCCUUUACCUGAAUAUCGUGACCGAAUCGAGUGUCGUCGAUUUGAAUCGUGUCUUGCGAACCAUCGUCGAACAAAAGGUGAUGGCUGGUCGUGGUUCAUCAGCGUUUGUUUUGAAACUGAUGGGUACCACAAGGCAUGAAGGAGGUGACUUGCAGCAGCAAGGCACUGCAAGCCUUCGCAGCAACUGGCUAGCCAGUGCUGCUCUGUUCUGAACUGCACUGCGUGUCAUGCGGAGGUUUUGUGCAAGCUCUCUGGGCGGCGACGCUAGCCACGAUUGGCUUCGUGGAUGCACAGAAAUACUCAAGGCGCUUGACGUCUGUGGCUCAUCUGUAUUGUUUUUCCCGGUACCACGGCAUGAAGGAGCUGGCCUCCCUCCCUUCCAUCAGCUGCGAGAUACUACAAGCACUGGGCUACAGCUGCAGCUAGCCCAUGGGUACCGUUCUGCGUCCUGUACUGCAUCUAGUUCGAAAGGCCAUGUGAAAGGCAGCGGCACAGCGUUUACAAACCGGACUUUGCCCUUCACCGAGGGGAAAGUCUACCGACUGGCCCUACAGUUGGUACCGGGGACCAUGACAUCAGUGAGCUGGCUUUCACCUUGUCCAAGGCAGCAGCGGAACACUACGGGCGGGACCCUGGAUCACUGCACCAUGGAUGCCGUCCUGUACCCUGCACGGCACUGCGUGUGGCUUAAGUGGCCAAGCAGAGGGUCAUUGCAUGACUUUUAUGAGGCGCCGCUAGCCAUUGUAAGUACAUUUUGGACACUCAUGUCUGGUGAUGUACUUUUGUGCUCUACCGCAGAGCACAUUUGGUGGCGGUUCAGUCUUGCCAAUUACACCAUUUUGAAACGGAACACAUUUAGUGGUGGCUCGGUUUAGGUUUCCUGGCUCGGUGAUCUUGCAACAGUGUCUAGACUUGGCGUAAACCUUUUUGUACUUCAUUGUCAAGGCUAGUGUAAUUUCUGCAAUGCCGUUGAAGCCACUUCUGCACGCAAACAAGAUAAAAGUCGAAGCCACAUGCUCGUGCACAGUGUAUGACUACAUGUAUGCAUGGGCACUCGUGCCCAUGCGUACCCACUCGCAACAUGGAGCAUGUUUGUUUCGGCCGACACUCCACGCGUUCAUUUCGGCGUCGCCACUCCACACGUCUAUGCACUCGCUGCACCUUGAGAAUCAAGUGUGCACCAGAAUGCACUCCCGUCAUGCAUCACUCGGGAGAGGAACAAGAGCAGACGACUGGGGUUUUUCCGCCAUAAGGAACGAGAACCGAAAAAAAGAGGAUUUUCUGCUAAGAAACUGCGUCCCACGGGCAGCAAAAUCGGACGCGAGCUGGGCUAUUUAUUCUGUGAAGCAAGCAAUCGACAACCUGUGCUUCAUUUUCAAGUUUUCUUUCAGCUUGUUGCCACACAGACAUUGAAAUACAUCAAUGGGAUAAAGUAAGGUUCAGAACCAACAUCAGCUACCGUGAGAUCUCUCACCAUCCUUGCGGGGUUGAAAAAUUGGGACUUCAGUUGACAAACCUCGCCCGCCCUCCUGUCCAUCAUCACCUGACCCCAUUCUGCAUAUGUGGGUAUGUGCAAGGGAGCGUGAUCAUGUGGCUGAAGAUACAAGUGUGACCGGCCCAACGAGCACAUAGUUUCCACAGCACUGUCGGCUUAGGGGUGCACGGAAGAUACUGUAUAAACUGGAAUAUAGGUCGACCCCUUAAUUUACAAGUUGCAAGAUGCAAAAGAAGUUUUUAUGGCAAGAAAACGCAACCUUACCUUGGUGACAAAAUUGUCCAAGUAUAUGAAAGGACGAGAAAACACGGCAGAUUUAUUUAAUUGUUUUGCACUCAAUAAAACAGGAAGUAUGCGAGUGUUACUACUCAGAUUCCUCAGAGCCUUCGUCCGACGACGAGUUCACUAACACAAUUUAAAGGGACGAUGCCGUCCCUUUGAAUUGCGCCCUCGAAAGCUCGGAGGCACGAGCAACCUCAACGCCUUUUAUAUGGAUGCUCUCCGACAUCACAGGUAUCGAUCUGGCGCACAGAUCCCGAAUAAAGUUUGCCGCCUUUGUUUCCAAUUCGGGGUACACUGCAGUCCUUCCACGAAAUUAAGUUUUCCUCGCCUUGCUGCACGCCGCCGGUUUUUGUCUCUGGUUUUGCCAGUAGCAUAUGCUUUUCUCCGAUACACUGAACUCUCGCUGCGCUGCAAGAUUCCGGUGGAUCUCUGCAUAGGCGAUUGCCUUGUUCUAAAAGGCUACUGUGAACUGUCUUCUACUUCCGCUCAUUAUUGCUGCGGUAGAUGUAACAAACCAAGGAGCACAAGUAAAAGUUAAU
Molecule: messenger RNA, 2450 nt
Organism: Ixodes scapularis (black-legged tick)
Lineage: Eukaryota; Metazoa; Arthropoda; Arachnida; Ixodida; Ixodidae
Exons: 5
Coding region: 362-1009 (215 amino acids)
Source: RefSeq, a predicted model, not a curated record